This is a messenger RNA of Myripristis murdjan (pinecone soldierfish), 2370 nucleotides long. RefSeq names its product leukotriene A4 hydrolase (gene lta4h). Bases 136 to 2052 code for a protein of 638 amino acids. The record is from RefSeq and is a predicted model, not a curated record. The transcript is spliced from 21 exons. Lineage: Eukaryota; Metazoa; Chordata; Actinopteri; Holocentriformes; Holocentridae. Gene Ontology annotation, biological process: peptide catabolic process; leukotriene biosynthetic process; proteolysis. Gene Ontology annotation, molecular function: aminopeptidase activity; leukotriene-A4 hydrolase activity; epoxide hydrolase activity. Gene Ontology annotation, cellular component: cytosol; nucleus.
CACAGACAUCUUGAGCUCUCCGAGGCGCACAAUGUGUGGCCAGCACUGGAAGGUCUUAACGAAGAAAGGAUUGGUGACGCCCAAGAUCACAUUGGGCCUGAGAAGAAAUCACAGAGCCCUAUUAUCAACCUCUAUAUGAACACAGCAUCAGCCCUUAAACACCAAUAUCAGCCAUUCCAAUAUCAGGAUGCAGUAGCUAUUUCCACCAGCAGUUACCUUACUAGGGCCAGCACCGUUUCUGAAGACACAGUGGGAGACGGCGCCAUGACGACCACAGGUUCCCCAAGCAGCAUCAGUUCCCAGAGCAUCUGCAAGUGGAUCAGGACUGACUGGAAACACCUAGGCAGGUCAAAGACUUUAGACACCAGAGAUCUGAAGAUCUCCGCUGUGACGGCCAAUGGACAGGAGGCAACAUUUGCCAUGGGCACCAAGCACAGCUUCAAAGGGACCCCACUGGAGAUCACCCUUCCCUUUAGCCUGUCCAGAGGGCAGCAUGUGAUCGUGGAGGUGAGCUACGAAACUGCCCCGACUGCUUCUGCCCUGCAGUGGCUCACAGCCGAACAGACUGCAGGGAAGACACACCCCUACCUCUUCAGCCAGUGCCAGGCCAACCACUGCAGGAGCAUGGUCCCCUGUCAGGACACCCCCUCUGUGAAGCACACUUACUACGCUCAGGUUUCUGUGCCCAAGGAGCUGGUGGCAGUGAUGAGUGCUGUUCGAGACGGACAGGAGCCCGACCCCCAGGACAGCAGCCGCAUCAUCUACCGCUUCAGACAGCCCGUGCCCAUGCCCUCUUACCUUAUUGCCAUUGUUGUGGGAGCGCUGGAGAGCAGGGAGAUUGGGCCGAGGUCCCGCGUCUGGUCUGAGAGGGAGUACGUGGACAAAGCAGCGUUUGAGUUCUCUGAGACAGAGACCAUGUUGAAGACAGCAGAGGAGCUGGCGGGGCCGUACGUGUGGGGCCAGUAUGACAUCCUGGUGCUGCCGCCCUCCUUCCCCUACGGAGGCAUGGAGAACCCCUGCCUCACCUUCGCCACGCCAACCCUGCUGGCAGGAGACAGGUCUCUGUCAAAUGUCAUCGCCCAUGAGAUCUCCCACAGCUGGACUGGUAACCUGGUGACCAACAAGACCUGGGAGCACUUCUGGUUGAACGAAGGCCACACUGUGUAUCUGGAGAGGAUGAUUGGCAGGUCAAUGGAGAGCGAGCAGUACAGGCAGUUCAAAGCCAUGGGAGGUUGGAAAGACCUGCAGGAUUCAGUUAACACCUUUGGAGCCAAAAAUCCCCUGACCAACCUGGUGCCCAACCUGCACGAGGUGGACCCAGACGACGCCUUCUCCUCCGUGCCCUAUGAGAAGGGCUUCGCUUUGCUCUACCACCUAGAGGAGCUCAUGGGUGGCCCGGAGGUGUUCAUGGGUUUUGUCAAGUCCUACAUCCAGCUGUUUGCCUACAACAGUGUCACCACAGAGGAGUGGAAGAACUACCUGUUCACCUACUUCAAAGACAAGGUUGAUAUUCUCAACAAAGUGGACUGGAAUGCGUGGAUGCACACGCCUGGGAUGCCUCCUGUCAAGCCACAAUAUGACACCACCCUGGCAGACGCCUGCAUCGCUCUGUGCAAGAAAUGGGUGAUGGCUACAGAGCAGGAUCUGGGGGGCUUCACAGAAUCCGAUGUGAAAACACUGUCCUCCCACCAGCUCAUUGAGUUCCUGUCUCUGCUUCUUCAGGAGGAGCCACUCCCCUUGAGCCAUGUGAUGAAGAUGCAGGAGGCGUACAAUCUCAACAGCAUCAUGAACUCAGAGAUCCGUUUCAGGUGGCUGAGGUUGUGUGUGAGGUCCAAAUGGGAGGAUGCGGUUGCCUUGGCAUUAAAGAUGGCAACAGAACAGGGCAGGAUGAAAUUCACACGGCCUCUCUUCAGAGAGGUGUACAACUUUGAGAAGUACCGUGAAGAGGCAGUGAGAACGUUCCAGACCCACCGGGCGGCCAUGCACCCAGUAACUUCUGGUCUGACAGGCAAAGACCUGAAGGUGGAUCCUAGCCAGAGCACCAGCUUGUAGACCAGCACCCACUCUGAAACCAGUAUUACUAUAAUUACUAUCGCGAGACACACCAUCUGUAUUACCAGCAUCAGCACAUUAAGAGCACUUAGCCAUUUCCCAUCUGUCAGUUGUCCUAUCUUUCUCUCCUUUGCAAGAUGGUGUAUGGGUCUGGAUGAAGAAAAAAUACAUCUCAGGACAGAAGGGACAUCACAGUUUUAUAAUUAAAUAAAUCCCUCUGUCUUUAAAACACAGUAGUGUGCUGAUGUUUAUACUAUUUUUAGGAGACAUGGCUGUAUAAUUUUUAUUACAAUAAAACUUAUCAUAAUCUGUGGCAAA